This is a messenger RNA of Chenopodium quinoa (quinoa), 4019 nucleotides long. RefSeq lists its product as uncharacterized. Gene Ontology annotation, biological process: proteolysis. Lineage: Eukaryota; Viridiplantae; Streptophyta; Magnoliopsida; Caryophyllales; Amaranthaceae. The transcript is spliced from 17 exons. The record is from RefSeq and is a predicted model, not a curated record. Bases 1425 to 3860 code for a protein of 811 amino acids. Gene Ontology annotation, molecular function: cysteine-type peptidase activity.
GGGUGUCUCAUUUGAGGAGUGCCUUGUGAAGCUUGAGAAGUGUUUGGAAAGAAUUAGUAGAAAAAACGUCAUUUGUAACCCCCUAUUUGUAACCAACAGUACUUUUUUAGUUACAAUUAGUAUAUUUGUAACUAACAAUUAAAAAAUCCGUUACAAAUAAUUAGUAAAAACUUGUAUGACUCAUGUAAUCGUAACUGACUAAGAAUUGUUGGUUACAAGUAAUUGUUAUUGUAACUAACAAUUUAAUUGACAGUUACUACUACUAUACUUAUAUUUUCUGUAAAUAUAUAUUUGUAACUAACAACACAUAGUCGGUUACAAAUACUAAUUUCAUUUUAUUUUAAUAUAUUUUUUUCAAUAAAGAAAAAGAAAAAUCUAAGCCCCAAAAUAAUAAAUAAAAAAAAACCUCGACCUCCCCUAUUACCCCCAACCUUAGUCUAAAAUUCCCCCAAAAAUAAAAAAAAAACUCCCACAAAAAUCCCCCCCAAUUCACUCAGAAAAUUUGGCUUGAGCACCGCCCCAUCCACCUGAGCUUGAAGACCGCCGAAGUUCAGCCUCAAAGAGUUCCGUUGGAUUGAAGGCUGCCGGAGUGCCGUCGGCUAGUUCGAGCGUUAGCCACCGUCAAGCAGCAUCAACACUUAUAUACAUUAGGGCUGCCGGAGUUCCUCUGGGUUGAAGGCUGCCGGAGUGCCAUCGGCUAGUUCGAGCGUUAGCCACCGUCAAGCAGCAUCAACACUUAUACAUUAGGGCUGCCGGAGUUCCUCUGGGUUGAAGGCUGUCGGAGUGCCGUCGGCUAGUUCGAGCGUUAGCCACCGUCUAGAGGCACCAUGCAGUUAAUGCAUGUUUGGCGCCGCUGUACUCUGUAGAAGGAAUGCAUGUAAUCACAGUGGAAGGCAUUGGAAGUCGUAAACUUGGCUUAGCUUGCAUCCAGUGCAGGUUCUGUGGGGUCUCAAAUUCCUUGGUUAAGCGUGAUGCUGAGGGAGCACCUGCAGCAAUAACAGUGCCCUAAACUAAAGGGUUGCUCGUUUCACAUUCUCAAGUACUUCAAGUGGUAUCCGAUGGUUGAUGAUUUGAAAGAAUCCCCACUUCUGAGCAGCAUCACAUACUGAUUUUACAACUGUUGGGUCAUCCCACUUGGACACGUCGACUAUGGGGAUCGAAGCCUCUUCCAUGAUCUUCAUCAAUUUUAUUUAUUUGGCAACUUCUGAGAGGCUUUUAAUGGACUGAAUUUUAUUUAUUUUAAUUCUGUAAUAAAUAAAUGGUGCAUAUUCUGUAAUAAAGUGGGUGAUAUUAUGUGAACCAGGGCAUACAUCAAACUUUCUGCCAUGUCUUAUUUAAAGAAGCCUAACUGAAAAAUAAAUCAGAAUUGAUUUUAUCAAGCAAGUUUCAUAGCAGAGCAAGAAUUGCCAUGGAGGAAAGUGGAGAUGAAUACAACCAAGAAUGUCAAGAUAUGGAAGAACUUCAACAUGAUGUUGUUACAUCACAACCUAAGCCUAAGAAAAAAGGAAGAGGUCCAUCAAAAGGAGUCCAAACAACAACUCCUAUCUUCCUUGAAUUUGAUGAAUUUGGUUUGCCUACGGGGAAAUGGGAAUCUGAAUAUGGAAAACAAAUUGAGACUUGUUCCAAAAAAGUUGACAUCAAUGUUAAGGAAUAUUCAAAGAUGGAUAAAGAGGAGAAAAAAAAACCUAUGGGAGGAGACAAAGCGCAAGUUCCACAUUGAUGAUCCGGAAGGAGUUAAGGAAAAGAACUUUCAUGUAGCUGUCGGGAACAGAUUUAGGGGGCACAAGUCUUGGUUAAACGCUCGCUUUAUCACAAAAACCGAAGCUCCUACCGAAGAUUCACCUAGUGCAAAAAUGAAGCCAUGGGAACUUUAUAAGGGUUUCAUCUCAGAGCUGCAGUGGAAAGAUUUUGAGGCAUAUUACACAUCAAAAGAAUUCAAGCUUAAAAGUGAAAGGGGGAAGGAAAAUGCAAAACAAAACAAAUAUCGACAUCACUUAGGGCAAAGAAGCUAUGGGAGGGCUCGAGAACACUGGAAAAAGUCAAAUAGACUUCCCCCAGUCUCUGAAUCAUCAACCACGAGCAACACCACUGAAUUAAGUACUACUACGUCAUUAAAUGAAAGGCUGACGCAUCGUUCUCUUGAAUGGGUCUUAGCACGUCAAAUUAAGUUACCCGAUGGAUCAUGGGGUAUAGACCCAAAAGAUGUAGACACUGUUGCAAUUGCUAAAUCAGUAUUAGAAAACAUGAAAACGAAGUCCGUAGAGAGACAAGAAGGAACAAGUUCAUGUGAAGAGCGAGGCAUUGAUGCCCUAACCUUAGCAUUAGGGAAAAAGGAUAAUCGGGGUCAUGUCAAAGGACUUGGUAGAUGUGGGGUUGGUGUUGGCCUUACUCAAGCAUUCGGGAAGAAAGAUCGUAAGGGGAAAAGAUCAAGCCAUAAUAGCUGUUCUUUUAGUGAAUUGGAAGCAAUGAAAGACUCUUUAACUCAAGAAUUUGAAGCAAAAUUUGAAGAAAGGUUGAGUCAACGGGUAGUUGAGGAGAUUCAGACUUAUGUGGCUAAUUUGAUUCCUCGCUCAAACUCAACAUUGCCAAUAAUGCCAGCAAUUACUGAACUUCAAUCACCCUUAGCAAACAAUCUUAAUCAAAUAAAAGCAACACGUGUGAUACAGGUCCCGACUCCAUGUUUUCUUACCUUGAUUGAUGAGUACAAUGAGAAUAAAGUGGUCGUGGCAGAUGGAACAGCACAACCGUGUUUGGACGGGGUUACUCAUAACCUUACCAUGAAUCCGAAGCACUAUAGAGUUAGUGUGGACUAUCCUUACCCCGACUAUGCCUCUCUUGAUCUACCGGUGAAGGCUCCAGAUGGUGAAACUAAGUUGGGUAAAGCGACUGGCUAUUUUGUGGAAUGGCCUAUCUAUUUAGUGAUUUUCAAAGAUGAGGACAUGGGACCACUGAUAAAGAAGGCAAAAUCAGUAGAAGCCAAUGAGAAAGUUGAUAGUUGUGGCGUUAAAUCAAGGCAAUCAACUACUAAAGGCUUUGCUCUACUUGAUGAUAGCAUUGUUGGUAGUUUGAGUGAGUGUUGUGAGAUGUUGUAUUGGUGCAUGAGCUCUGAUAUUGACAAGUAUGAUACUAUAACGGUAUCAUUGAAGGCUCCUUAUUUCUAUCAAAAUGAGGAUAAAAAAACUUUUGUUACAGCUACAGACGUAUCAGAACUUCUUAGAGGAGCAUGGGCUAAUGUUUCAUUGUUUCAUGUCUACAUUUUGUACCUAAUUCAUAUGCAUAUUUCCAUUUUAAAUAUAACCGAGAUCACAUUCCUUUGUCCUCAAAGGAUUUCGGUAGCUGAAAUCGAGCACGAUUAUCUCGAAGUUCAUGGGUAUGUUAAAAAGGCUUUUAUGUCCGAACUUGAAAAGGAAGAUAAGCAUUGCAAAUUUAUGUUAGCACCGUAUCUUCAAAGUAAUCAUUGGGUGCUUUUGGUAAUAAACUUACAAUUGGGCCUUGUGUUCGAGUUUGAUCCUGCCACUUGUCCUAAAAAGACCCCAAGAAAAUUGAGAUUGGCUGAUAUACUAAUGAAGGCAUACAAGGUGUAUUUGUCUAAAUUGAAGGGUAAUGUUUUGAAAAGUAGAAGGAAAAAUUUGCUAUUUAAGCAAAUGGAGUGUGCUCAACAAAAAGGAGGUACUGAGUGUGGAUAUUACAUCAUGAGAUACAUGUAUGAGGUUGUUGUUGGUCACAGUGAGUGCGAAGGUAAUUUAGAGGAGGUAUAUUCUGCAAGGAAAAUGGCUUUUGAUGAAAGGGAAUUGAAUGAAACUAGAGAACACUGGGCAAAUUUCUUUCGAAGAAAAUAUUUGUUGAAUGAACCAAUUUAGUUAUUUUAAUUUCAUCGAAUGCAUAACUAAUUUGAUUGCAUAUGUAGGGAUGGUGAACUUGUUUGUUGAUUAGUGAAUGAAUUUAUUGAUGUGUUACAUUAAAUUUUUUAUGUGGAAUGAUGACUUCAUUUAUUGGUGAAUGGUAAUGAUGUUAGAGUA